Triticum urartu is the source of this 1553-nucleotide messenger RNA. Its product is annotated as mitogen-activated protein kinase 5. NCBI's taxonomy places the organism in Eukaryota, Viridiplantae, Streptophyta, Magnoliopsida, Poales, Poaceae. Gene Ontology annotation, molecular function: ATP binding; MAP kinase activity. Gene Ontology annotation, biological process: protein phosphorylation. The record is from RefSeq and is a predicted model, not a curated record.
UGUGCUCCCGCUCGCUUUCUCGCUACCUUCCUCAGCUGGGCCGAGAGCAUUAGCGGAGCCGCCCUUUUCUAUUUAUAAUUCUCUCCUCCUCGCCCCUACAAGAAUCGAGAGCCGGGAUAAAGUCAAUCAUCAGCUCAGCCUCAGCCUCAUCCCGUUGCGCGUGCGUGCGUGCGUGUUGCCUCGCUCCUGUGAUUGGGUUUUGAGAGUUUCUUGGCUGUGCUUGAGAAUGGACGGCGCUCCGGUGGCCGAGUUCCGGCCGACGAUGACGCACGGCGGCCGCUUCCUCCUCUACAACAUAUUCGGCAACCAGUUCGAGAUCACGGCCAAGUACCAGCCGCCGAUCAUGCCCAUCGGCCGCGGCGCCUACGGGAUCGUCUGCUCGGUGAUGAACUUCGAGACGAGGGAGAUGGUGGCAAUCAAGAAGAUCGCCAACGCCUUCGACAACAACAUGGACGCCAAGCGCACGCUCCGGGAGAUCAAGCUCCUCAGGCACCUCGACCACGAGAACAUAGUAGGCCUCCGAGAUGUGAUCCCGCCGGCGAUCCCGCAGUCCUUCAACGACGUCUACAUCGCCACUGAGCUCAUGGACACGGACCUCCACCACAUCAUCCGCUCCAACCAAGAACUCUCGGAAGAACACUGCCAGUACUUCCUGUACCAGCUGCUGCGCGGCCUCAAGUACAUCCACUCGGCGAACGUGAUCCACCGCGACCUCAAGCCGAGCAACCUGCUGCUGAACGCCAACUGUGACCUCAAGAUCUGCGACUUCGGCCUGGCGCGGCCGUCAUCGGAGAGCGACAUGAUGACGGAGUACGUGGUCACGCGGUGGUACCGGGCCCCGGAGCUGCUGCUCAACUCCACCGACUACUCCGCGGCCAUCGACGUCUGGUCCGUCGGCUGCAUCUUCAUGGAGCUCAUCAACCGCGCGCCGCUCUUCCCGGGGAGGGACCACAUGCACCAGAUGCGGCUCAUCACGGAGGUGAUCGGCACCCCCACCGACGACGACCUGGGAUUCAUCCGGAACGAGGACGCCAGGAGGUACAUGAGGCACCUGCCGCAGUUCCCUCGCCGGUCCUUCCCGGGCCAGUUCCCCAAGGUGCAGCCCGCCGCGCUGGACCUCAUCGAGAGGAUGCUCACCUUUAACCCGCUGCAGAGGAUCACAGUUGAAGAGGCGUUGGAGCACCCGUACCUAGAGCGGCUUCACGACGUCGCCGACGAGCCCAUCUGCACGGACCCCUUCUCCUUCGACUUCGAGCAGCACCCUUUGACGGAAGACCAGAUGAAGCAACUCAUAUUCAACGAAGCCCUGGAGUUGAACCCCAACUUCCGAUACUAGAUGAUUCAUUCCUAGUUACCCAACCCUCAACAGUAUGAUUUCGGUAUAAAACUGUCUGUAAAUAGGAGUAAGAUCAAAGAACAUGCUAGAUUGCGCACUGCAUUUGUUUGUUUAUUCUGUGUAAGUUGUUGCUGCUUCUUCAAACCUUUGUCCCUCAGCUGUGCGAAUAAAAAGUUUGGAGCAUGAUUUGAGGGCAAAUCAUUCUCUAGUUUAUGAA